CGCCGAGUGUGGGGCGCGGCGACGGCGACGGGCUGCGGCGCGCUCUCAAGGGCUCUCGUCUGCCUCCAGGUCGGGAGCGCGCGCGGUCUCACUGCUGCGGCAGCGUCGAGUUUCCAGGGGCUUGAGGAAAACCCGUCAGGAACCGAAAAUGCCGAAGCCGAUCAAUGUCCGAGUUACCACCAUGGAUGCGGAGCUGGAGUUCGCCAUCCAGCCAAACACAACAGGAAAACAGCUUUUUGAUCAGGUGGUCAAGACCAUCGGCCUUAGGGAAGUGUGGUACUUUGGCCUCCAGUAUGUGGAUAAUAAAGGAUUUCCUACCUGGUUGAAACUUGAUAAAAAGGUGUCUGCACAGGAGGUCAGAAAGGAGAAUCCUCUCCAGUUCAAGUUCCGGGCCAAGUUCUACCCCGAAGAUGUGUCCGAGGAGCUCAUCCAGGACAUCACGCAGAAGCUCUUCUUCCUCCAAGUGAAGGAGGGAAUUCUCAGCGAUGAGAUUUACUGUCCUCCUGAGACUGCGGUGCUCCUGGGCUCCUACGCUGUGCAAGCCAAGUUCGGGGACUAUAACAAAGAAACGCACAAGUCCGGGUAUCUCAGCUCUGAGCGGCUGAUCCCCCAAAGAGUCAUGGACCAGCACAAGCUCACCAGGGACCAGUGGGAGGACCGGAUCCAGGUGUGGCACGCGGAGCACCGCGGGAUGCUCAAGGACAGCGCCAUGUUGGAGUACCUGAAGAUCGCCCAGGACCUGGAAAUGUAUGGCAUCAACUACUUUGAGAUAAAAAAUAAGAAGGGAACGGACCUUUGGCUUGGAGUUGAUGCCCUUGGACUAAAUAUUUACGAGAAAGACGAUAAGUUGACCCCAAAGAUUGGCUUUCCGUGGAGUGAAAUCAGGAACAUCUCUUUCAAUGACAAAAAGUUUGUCAUUAAGCCCAUCGACAAGAAGGCACCCGACUUCGUGUUCUAUGCCCCCCGCCUGCGCAUUAACAAGCGCAUCCUGCAGCUGUGCAUGGGCAACCACGAGCUGUACAUGCGCCGCCGGAAGCCCGACACCAUCGAGGUGCAGCAGAUGAAGGCGCAGGCGCGGGAGGAGAAGCACCAGAAGCAGCUGGAGCGGCAGCAGCUGGAAACGGAGAAGAAGAGGAGAGAAACCGUGGAGAGGGAGAAGGAGCAGAUGAUGCGGGAGAAGGAGGAGCUGAUGCUGCGGCUGCAGGACUACGAGCAGAAAACCAAGAAGGCUGAGAAAGAACUCUCGGACCAGAUUCAGAGAGCCCUGCAGCUGGAGGAGGAGCGGAAGCGAGCCCAGGAGGAGGCGGAGCGCCUGGAGGCUGACCGUGUGGCCGCCCUGCGGGCCAAGGAGGAGCUGGAGCGGCAGGCGGCAGAUCAGAUAAAGAGCCAGGAGCAGCUGGCCGCGGAGUUGGCAGAGUACACCGCCAAGAUUGCGCUCCUGGAGGAGGCCCGGCGGCGCAAAGAGGACGAGGUGGAGGAGUGGCAGCACCGGGCCAAGGAAGCCCAAGACGACCUGGUGAAGACCAAGGAGGAGCUGCACCUGGUGAUGGCCGCCCCCCCACCCCCGCCACCCCCCGUCUACGAGCCGGUGAGCUACCUCGUCCAGGACAGCCUGCAGGAUGAGGGCGCGGAGCAGGGCUACAGCGCCGAGCUCUCGAGCGAGGGCAUCUUGGAUGACCGCAACGAGGAGAAGCGCAUCACCGAGGCCGAGAAGAACGAGCGGGUGCAGCGGCAGCUGCUGACCCUGACCAACGAGCUGUCCCAGGCCAGAGACGAGAACAAGAGGACCCACAACGACAUCAUCCACAAUGAGAACAUGCGGCAGGGCCGGGACAAGUACAAGACACUGCGGCAGAUCCGGCAGGGCAACACCAAGCAGCGGAUCGAUGAGUUCGAGGCCAUGUGAGGCCCUGACCGGGCGGGCGGGGGCGGGGCCUCACCUGGGCUUUGCGGGGAUGGGGUCGCUGUCGGACUCCAGAGCUUGUAUUCGUAGUUCUUUAAAUCUAGGACACCCCCCCCUUCCCCAUCGUAUUCCAGUUCCUGUAAAGUGAGAGGAGGUCUGUCGGCGGGAAGGAACGUUCUGGGGCUGGGGUCAGUGGAAGCCUCCCUGGUUGAUUUCCCCCACCAUGUCGCAGUGCCAAGCAGGCCUGGGCUGGUCCCCGCCGCUGAGCCCCUCCUGCUCUGUGCCGGUGGCAGGACGGGCUGAAUCCGUGAAAGAUGCCCGUGAGGGCUGGGUGACAGACUCCUUGCUGGCAUGUGGGAUGCAGGUUCCGUGUCAUUAAAGAAAACCACAUUGUGGCUUCUCUUCUGUGCCAUACUUUUUUCCGUAUUUGAAAUUGGCUCAAAUUGAUUGAUCUUUGAUUUCUAUGAAGGAUCCAUCUUUGUAUAUGUUUUUUGAGGGGUGGAAAUUACUUUGGAAAUGGCGUCUGCAGCACCCCACACAGCGCACACCCAACUUCUCUUCCCCUGCUGCUUCAGCUUGGGGUCGACAGGGAGGACGCUCCAGCCUUAGGGACCUGGGUGUUUGUGUUUUGUUUGUUUGUUUGUUUUUGCUUAACAGAGGGCUACCUUAUUGGACUCACCGAAUUAAUGAUCAGCUGUAGAGAAUAGUAUUUAUAUAUGUGACAAUAUGGGUUUGUAACAUUAGUUUUAAAAAGGGAAAGUUUCAUUCUGUAUAUUUUGUUACCUUUUACAGAAUAAAAGAAUUAUGGAUUGAUGUGAGGGCAGUGGUGAGGUUGAUUAACUGCUGUAAUCACAUCUGUAAACAGGACUUUCUUACUCGGUCCAGUACUGGACUGUGCACAGCCCCGUGUUCUUUCCGAGCUGCUGUGUAAAACCAGCACCCGUGCUGUUCGGACGAGUCAGGCUCCAGCUGUGAAGGGACCCUUCCAACCUAGUCUCGUCUCCGUUCCCACAAGGAGACCUGCUCUGACUGCCCCCCUCCCCUCCCACGUCCUCAAAUUGCUGUUGAAAUGCCAGGUCUCACCAGUUCCCUUUCAUGCCCAGCUGUGUCCUUUCCGGGCAGAGGAACCCUGCACCACAGACUGAGAAAUAAAAGAUGUGCAAGACGUG
Suricata suricatta (meerkat) is the source of this 3072-nucleotide messenger RNA. It is a transcript of the gene EZR, whose product is annotated as ezrin. Bases 149 to 1906 code for a protein of 585 amino acids. Gene Ontology annotation, molecular function: actin binding; cell adhesion molecule binding. The record is from RefSeq and is a predicted model, not a curated record. The transcript has 13 exons. NCBI's taxonomy places the organism in Eukaryota, Metazoa, Chordata, Mammalia, Carnivora, Herpestidae. Gene Ontology annotation, cellular component: plasma membrane; filopodium; adherens junction. Gene Ontology annotation, biological process: positive regulation of protein localization to early endosome; regulation of organelle assembly; regulation of cell shape.